AUGCCAUACACUGCGCCGUUGAAGACGACGCCUUCUACGCAACAUAUUGAACACUCCGAUCCAAGCACACCCCCUUCUCCUAGCUCACCCACCGUGGCGGACCCUCAUGCCGUCGACCUAAUUCUUCCUCAGUCCUACUCAGCUUCAUAUGUUCGUCGCCAUCGACGUUCUCCCUCAAAUAGCAAGUCAUUUGUGUUUCCAGCACCAGAGAACAAUUGGGAGUUGGAGCAAAACACCGAUAUCUAUGCCAGUAUCAGGCAAUCCCCUCCGCCUGUGAGCGAGGGACCGAUCCCACCUGGGGCCCUGCUUUCCCCGCCGGAGUCUGGACAGAACUCUAGUGAUGAAGAGUCGGCUAGUCAACCGAGGGAUGUACUUCAACUGGAGGAACUGGAGGCGGCUGUCAGAUCAAUCGAGCAGAAGCGUUCGUCAUCGCCAGAGAGGAAACAGCCAGAGGACAUGCACGCAGGAAGCAAGGGCACGACGGCAACCCAUGCUGGGAAACCAUCUCGGCCGUGUCUGACAAAAGACAACCGAAUGAUUUCUCGUUCUCGCUCCUUCGUUGAAAACGCCAUUAGUCGGAAGCAGGAGGAGGCGUUGACGAGCUCUCCAGAGGAGAGUGAUCGAGAUGAUGAGCCCAGAGCCAAAUAUCCGAUGGUCCGCAAAAAGUCUGGGGAGCUUGUGAGACCCGCUUUGCGCCCACCAUCUGCUCGUCGGCGACCCUCAAGCAUGCCUGGAACUCCAACAUACUCAAAAGCAGUCCACUUUGAUGCUCAAUUGGAGCAUAUCCGCCACUUCCUGCAGCUUGACAAGCCACAGGCUGUUAGUGCCAAUACAUCACCUGUGGAGGACCUUGAUGCAGAUGGAGAAUAUCCGUUUACCAACACGGAGUCCGAGCUAUCCUAUGAAUGGGGACUUCGCUUGUCGAACUUUCCACACAAGCCGCCAUCUCAGCCUCAUCAACGUGUUCGCCUUGAGCGCUUGUUCCUCUCGUCCGACAAGAACUCUUUGGUCGGCAUGGUAGUGGUUGCUAAUCUCGCGUUCCAGAAACAUGUUGCGGCCCGCUUCACUUUUGACAGCUGGAAGACAACCUCGGAAGUGACUGCCGAGUACAGUCACGAUGCUCGACAAAAGCAGCUGCAGGAUGGCUACGACCGGUUCAUGUUCAACAUCAGACUCGACGAGCAGACGAAUCUCGACAAGAAGACCAUGUUUGUCUGCAUUCGCUAUAAUGUGAACGGUCAAGAGUUCUGGGACAAUAACGAGACGAGGGACUUUCAAGUCAACUUUACCAAGAUUCCCAAGCCGAAGAUACAAACACAAUCGAUCCCUUGUGCUCGGCCUCGAAUCAACUUGCCCCGAAGCAGAAGUUUCACUGGAUCUGGCAGUCGGCCCCAUUCGAUGCCUUCGUCCCUUCAAGAUUUCUCUGACAUGCAUCGCUAUAUAUCGUUCGGACCUCCGAUAAGCGAUCGGAAGAGCAAAACUGAAGUUGACGAUGACAUGCCCCACGAUUCGGAGGCGCCUGUGCCUAUACGUCGCGACAAGCAAGGCCAUCAGGUCUUCGGCAAUCGGUAUGAUUUUGAGUCGUCUCUGUCUGCCGCCAUACGGAGUAAACCCGAACAUGACCGCACCAUGCUUGCUGCACAGGCCAAGUCAGACACCUCAGCGCCAGCGCCACGCUCCGGCGUGCGGACCGCAUCGCCUGUCUCACAGUCCGCUCAAACCGGAUCCGAGAAACCUUCUUCUCUAAUGUCGAGCAAGCCGCACCGCGAAUCCUCGGUCUACAGAGAACUCGUUGAUCGCUACUGCUUUUACGGUUCCCCAAACUCCUCGCCCAACCUCAACCGUACCCUGAAAGUAAACGACACCAGCUCGAGUCAAGGCACCAGUUUCUCCUCGCCGGCUUCCUCACCUGCUAGCUAUUCACCAAAGGAAAGCACCGGUGACGCACCACUGAGCCUACCGGCGUCUCCCAAGACCUUCUCAUAUAAGUACUUCGAGCCUGCACAAGAACGACUCUUCAACGAAUCGCAAACACCAGCCAUGAUAAGUGGCUAA
Molecule: messenger RNA, 2055 nt
Organism: Aspergillus calidoustus
Lineage: Eukaryota; Fungi; Ascomycota; Eurotiomycetes; Eurotiales; Aspergillaceae
Source: the annotation of a GenBank genome assembly